GAACCUUUUAAUCAGUUGACAAAUUUUACAUUAAAUGAUCUUUCGCAGAUAUAGCACUGCGUAGCAUUUAAGUGUUCAAAUACAACGAGAAAGAAAUCCAUCCUAUAAUGUCAUCCCAGCCCCCAAAUUUUCUUCAGACCGAUAUGGAGAAAGCAGCAAUGCAGCAUCGCUUAAGCAUGCAAUUGAAUUUACUGCAACACUUACAAAUGCAAUUAAUGGCCGGCUUGGCACCUCCGUCACCACCAAAUCAACCGCAAAAUUUAUUAUCGCCUUUGGAACAAGCAGUAACCGGGAAUAAUAAUUUGCAAUCAAUUAUGCACCCGUUUUAUUCGCGUUUAAGUCAUCCGACACAAUUGGCAUCCGUGUUAUCUACGUCAUCGAACGUACCUACACCACAACCUUUUCAACCGCAUACAGGAUCAUCAUUCGACAUGAAUAAUAUAAAUAAUGAAUUAUUGCGAAUGAAAAAACUAAAAUCGGCUGAAUAUGAAUCAAUAAAGAAAGAAGGGAAUUCGCCAAUGAUGAGUAACAAUAACAACUUCCAUUUGUCGGAAUAUACGUCAAAAUCUCACGAGUCUCAAGAGAGCUCAGAUAAAUCACUUAGUUGCGCUUCUGCUCCCACAAUGGAAAAAGUACGCAAACAUCGUCAAAUGAAUGCUUUCCCAUCGAAUCUUGGUACACAAUUUAUAAAUCCAGCGACUGGCAAGAAACGAAUUCGAUGCAAUGUUUGUUUUAAAACUUUUUGCGAUAAAGGUGCAUUAAAAAUUCAUUUUUCGGCUGUUCAUUUGCGUGAAAUGCACAAAUGUACAGUCGAAGGAUGUACAAUGAUGUUCAGUUCAAGAAGAUCACGUAAUCGUCAUAGUGCAAAUCCAAAUCCAAAACUUCAUUCAUCAAACUUACGAAGAAAGAUUUCUCCACAUGAUGGACGAAGCUUCCAAGCUCGUGCAAUGUUUUUCCCACAAGUUUCAGUUCCUAAGGUUCCAGUUCUAUAUCCAAACGAUGCCGUCCUCCAAUUACCACCAGCAUCAUCAUCCCAAUACGUCAAUCAACCUUCAGCAUCACCUUCAGUCGACUCUAUAAAGUCUGGCGAGUGCGAGUAUAAUGACACGAGUGUCAGCGAUUAUGAGGAUGAUGGCAAUAUUUCUGUAGAUGAUUUCGAAAAUUCAUUAAACAAUCCCAUCGUGAGCGACACUGAGUCACAAAAUGAACCACAUGAUUACAGCGUAAAGAAAACUUCACCAACAAUAAGAGUGAAGAGUGACAAAUACUUGACGGGUAAGCAAGACUUUGCUGAUGAUAUUGUCAUUACUAACUCGAAACGCAAGCGGAAAAGUCAGAACCCUAUUAAAUGCACCAAUAGCACUCUCGACUUGGUUAUGGGAUCAAAACUGAUGAAAUAUAACGAACCUAGUGAGACAAUUGAAAAUUCUUCAGAGAAAUUAAACUGCGAGCUGUCAAAAAACUUUAAUAAUAUUGAUGAAUCGUCUUCUGAGUUGGUGGCAAAUGACAAAAGAGAACUGGAUGAAAAUGAAGCGAUUGAUCUUCGCUCAAAAUCUCCAAAAAACUCAUCGAAAAAUUUGCACAGCAAGAAACUGUUUGGUCCUAAAUACCCACCGUUCAAUUUUUUAAUUAAUUCCAUUCUCUCGAAACCACCGGCAACAUCAGAUGGAGAAAGUGAGUCGGAUGUAAGCUCCACAAAUGAACACGAAGACAAUCGUUAUUUUCAAGAGAAUGGAUCAUUCAUCAGAGUGUUCUAGGAUUCCGAUAAUAUUUUUUAAAUAAGAAAAUCAAAAAUCAAGAUUUAUGCAGUGAUACAUAAAAGAUCGUCCGAUGUAUGUUUUUUAGAGAUAAAAAAUAGUAUUCUUUGAAUCUCAGUUAAAUUUGUCACGUUGUCUCACGUCUCUGUUAUUUAAGUAGGAAAUAAAUAAAUACCUAAAUAAAUUUUCUUUUAUGUAUGAUCAUGAUUCAUAAUCAGCCGUCUUGGUAUUAUCGCGAAAUUUUUAAAUGUCUUCUUAAUAAUGAAAAAGAGAGUG
This is a messenger RNA of Clunio marinus, 2033 nucleotides long. The record is from the annotation of a GenBank genome assembly. Lineage: Eukaryota; Metazoa; Arthropoda; Insecta; Diptera; Chironomidae.